CGUAUCCAUGGCAACCAAGUGCUUUUUUGUGACUUAUCAAGGAUGGAUUCAAAGGGUUCCCUUACAGAAAGGGAGAUAGCACACAUAGCGAGACACCAGAGAGAGAAUGGCGUGCAGAGGCUCAGCUGUCACUUCUCAUGGCCUGAGUUCUGUGACGAACGGCGGUGCUUCCAUCAGGAGUUUGUGUACGACGUCGCUAUGUUCGCCGCCGCCCGUGGCUUCCCCUGGUUUAACGUGAUCCGGGCAUCUGUGAUCGCCAAAGGCAUCUUCCCACAGCUGGGCGCAGGUCUCGACGUACCCAAACUUUUGUACUUGCUGAGAGAUGCGCUGUCUGAGUGUCUGCCAAACCUCACCUCUGUCCACCGACGUGAGUUCACCCAGUUCCUCACAGACACCUGCAUCACUCGGCGGAGGCUUCUCCAGGCGGUGGUGGGUGGCGCUGCUAACAUGUCCAUCGCUCAGCUACACUUGGAGGUGCAGUUGCCGCCCACACCUUGUCCUCUAGCACAGUGCACUGUACACGCGCUGCAGGGCACAGAUCUGCAUGAGUGGGAGCAUCAGCGCCAACAAGCCGAGCUAACGUCUACGUUGCGAAAGAUGGAGGAGAGGCUGCGGAGUCUCCGAGAAGGGUCAAGGGUCACUCUGGGGGAGGUUGAUGUUCCUGAGGUUAAUCAACUGGAUGAAGAGGGUGUUUUGGCGUUGGUUCGAGCAGCAGUGAAGGCCACAGAAGGCCAGAUGCUGGCAAGUCUGAACCGAGAGGCCUCCCUGCUCAAUGACAUCCUGCAGCUCAAACUGCAGCGGGCAGCAUUGGCCACCAGAAGGCUCCACAACCCUGCUUACAUCCAGACGCACCUGCAAAAAAGGACUGAGGGAUUUUGGGAAAAGGACAUGGCCUCAGUGAUUUUCUUAAAAUCUCAUUUUCAACUCUCAUGA
Perca flavescens (yellow perch) is the source of this 933-nucleotide messenger RNA. It is a transcript of the gene c24h8orf74, whose product is annotated as chromosome 24 C8orf74 homolog. The transcript has 5 exons. The record is from RefSeq and is a predicted model, not a curated record. Bases 43 to 933 code for a protein of 296 amino acids. NCBI's taxonomy places the organism in Eukaryota, Metazoa, Chordata, Actinopteri, Perciformes, Percidae.